GUCCAAAAGAAAACUAAAAAAUAAAAUAAAAAUCAUAGUUAAAUUGAAAGAGCAUGUGCAGCGCGCAGGGAAGGCAUAUGCUCUCUCGCUGAGUCUGACCUCUCCACCCGCAACCCAACCAAUCUUUUCUUUUUCUUUUCCUUGUAGAUCUAAAAAAACAAUGAAAGAAGGGAAAUCUGCUGCUAAAUUGAACAACAGUAAUAAUCAACAGCAACACCAGCAUCAAAAUGGGCACUUUUCUCCUUCCAAAUUCGCCAAAUUGUUGGAUCCUGAGGCCUCUUGGGACAAGGAUCAAUUGGGAGAUGUGUUGCAUUGGAUUAGGCAAGUUGUUGCCCUCGUUUGCGGUAUACUAUGGGGUACUAUCCCUUUGGUCGGCGGUAUUUGGAUCGGCCUUUUUCUGUUGAUUUCCUCUGGGAUUAUAUAUGGUUAUUAUGCAAUGAUAUUAAAGAUCGACGAAGAUGAUUUUGGUGGUCAUUCAGCUCUCCUCCAAGAAGGGCUCUUUGCUUCUAUCACUCUAUUCCUGCUAUCGUGGAUUCUAGUGUACAGCCUGGCCCACUUCUGAUUGGAUUGAUACACCAAUCUGGCUGCUUCUGCCUAUCUAUCUUUAAGCAAUGUUCUUACUCUGUUAAUCACAUCUACAAGGCACCAUUGCUUAUGCCCCGAGAACAAUGAGAAAGUUGCUUGCAAUUAUUGUAUGUUGUCUACUUUUUGAUUGUGCACCAUCAUUACACGUAGCAUGAACAUGCUAACUUUUGAUUCAUGGUAUUUAUUUUAAAGUGUCUUCAUAAUUUUUCCUCGAAA
Populus trichocarpa (black cottonwood) is the source of this 801-nucleotide messenger RNA. RefSeq lists its product as uncharacterized. The record is from RefSeq and is a predicted model, not a curated record. The coding region runs from base 161 to 562 and encodes 133 amino acids. The transcript is spliced from 4 exons. NCBI's taxonomy places the organism in Eukaryota, Viridiplantae, Streptophyta, Magnoliopsida, Malpighiales, Salicaceae. Gene Ontology annotation, biological process: mitochondrial respirasome assembly.